Humulus lupulus (European hop) is the source of this 2094-nucleotide messenger RNA. Its product is annotated as alpha,alpha-trehalose-phosphate synthase [UDP-forming] 1-like. The record is from RefSeq and is a predicted model, not a curated record. Gene Ontology annotation, molecular function: catalytic activity. NCBI's taxonomy places the organism in Eukaryota, Viridiplantae, Streptophyta, Magnoliopsida, Rosales, Cannabaceae. Gene Ontology annotation, cellular component: cytosol. Gene Ontology annotation, biological process: trehalose biosynthetic process. Bases 733 to 2094 code for a protein of 453 amino acids. The transcript is spliced from 7 exons.
GUGUGGUCGACGAUGCGAGGCUGGAAACAGGGCUGGGUUUGAAGCUUAGAGCUAGGUUGAAGUUUGAGGGUUGGUUAAUUUGUAGAGAAAGUGUCGAGAAGAAAGGGAGAGAGGUAAUUUGAUAUAUGUAUAUAUUAAAUAGAUUUAUCUUUAUUAAAAUAAAUGUUUAGAUCUGAUUUUCUUCUUCUUUGAAUCAUAUUAAAGUUUUUGAAGUUGGCUUUGGCAUCUUAAGAUAUAUCACGAUAAUUGCUUUCUCAAUAUCACUGAAUUGCAGUUCCAACAUGUUUUCCACCCAUGCAAUGUGUUUGUUGUUUCGUCUGAAUGAUGUGAUAUAUGUACCUAUGGUGGGGACUUGCUCGAUGUUCCUUUCAUUCAUUUUUUUCUUUCUUUCUGGGUAGUAGUGGGUCCUUUUCUCACUAGUUAAUAACCUACUUUUUUUCUCUUAUUAAUUGGAUUUUUUUCCUUCAAAUUUAUGGACUCAAAUAAUUGAUUCAAUGACGUAACCGUGUUUUUCACUUACCCUUUUGCCUAUCUCAUUGCUUAACACUUUUAUUAGAGUAAUUCUACAGCAUUAUUUAUGUUUUUUUUUUAAUUAAUUUUCAAAGCUUUGUCUUGUUUACUGGCCCCUGAAGACUCACUAUUCUAAAAAUAUAAUGUAGGAGAGGCAGUUGUCUUGAGAAGCAUUUGUGCUUAUAAAUUUUGGCACACAAGGUUCAGUUGCAUAGAGAGUGCAUGCCAGGGAACAAGUACGAGAGUAACCAAACCUUGUCGACCGGUCGAGUUGUACGGCUAGUGAAUGAUAGGAAGAUAAGGAAAAAUAGCAGGACUUCUCAAUCAAACGAUGUAACUACUGAGAAUUAUAACAAUAAUAAUAGGGGGGCUCAGUAUAUUGAGAAUGAUGUCAACUUAACAGAAGAUGAUAAUUCGAAAGUUGCCACUGUUGGACAGUGCCCUGAAGGUGAUACUGCAACGACUAACAAUUAUGAGCGAUGUGAAAAGCCAGAUAAAAAGCCUGCUAGGCAACGGUUAUUGGUAGUUGCUAACAGAUUACCAGUCCCUGCUGUAAGGAAAGGUGAAGAUGUAUGGCAUUUAGAGAUUAGUGCUGGGGGUUUAGUCAGUGCUCUUUUGAGCAUGAAGGAGUUUGAGGCAAGGUGGAUCGAUCGGGCUGGUGUAAAUGUGCCCGAUACAGUUGGAAAGAAUGCACUUACUAAGUCUCUAGCCGAAAAGAUAUGUAUUGCAGUAUUUCUUGAUGAAGAGAUUGUUCAUCAAUAUUAUAAUGGCUACUGCAACAGCAUAUUGUGGCCACUUUUUCACUACCUUGGACUUCCACAAGAAAAUCAGCUUGCUACCACCAGGAGUUUCCAGUCUCAGUUUGCUGCAUAUAAGAAGGAAAAUGAAAUGUUUGCUGAUGUGGUUAUCAAGCAUUAUGAAGAGGGUGAUGUUGUUUGGUGCCACGAUUACCAUCUUAUGUAUCUUCCAAAAUGCUUGAAAGAUUUCAAAAAAUCAAUGAAAGUUGUUUGGUUUCUACAUACUCCUUUUCCUUCAUCUGAAAUUCACAGGAAAUUGCCAUCUCGAUCAGAGCUGUUGUGCUCAGUUCUUGCUGCAAAUUUAGUCGGUUUUCAUACAUAUGAUUAUGCACGUCAUUUCGUUAGUGCUUGUACUCGCAUUCUUGGAUUGGAGGGUACUCCCGAGGGAGUUGAGGAUCAAGGGAGGCUUACACGAGUGGCUGCAUGUCCCAUCGGUAUAGAUUCAGAUCACUUUAUACGUGCACUGGAGCUUCCUCAAGUCCAGGAACACAUCAGAGAACUUAAAGAAAGAUUUGCUGGGCGGAAGGUGAUGUUAGGUGUAGAUCGCCUUGAUAUGAUCAAAGGGAUUCCUCAAAAGAUAUUGGCCUUCAAAAAAUUCCUCGAGGAAAACCUUGAUUGGCGUGACAAAGUAGUUUUGUUGCAAAUUGUUGUGCCAACUAGAACAGAUGUUCCAGAAUAUAAAAAACUCACAAUCCAGGUCCAUGAAAUUGUUGGACGAAUUAACGGCAGAUUUGGAACAUUGACAGCUGUUCCAAUACAUCACUUGGUUCGUUUAUGGCCAUCUUAA